UCAAUGAAAGGAAGACAGGUUACAUUGUAGCAGAGGGGAAGAGGCAGAGAGAGACAGACAGAAAGUGAAGAAGCAAUCAAGCAACAGUGAAGACUUGCAUAGUAUUUAAGGGAAAUUAAAAUCCCUGAAAUUUUGGAAAAAAGGCAAUAGGUUUUGUUAUCCUUCGACGACCCGAUCAACCGCUUUCUCUCUCUAUCUUAUCACUCUCUGACAGUGCAUCGUUCUCUGGUACUCUCUGUCUUUCGCAGCCAUGGCAUUUGAUCAAACCUCUGUUCCCUGCGAUCUAAGAUCACUAAAUGUUACUCGAGCUGCGGCCGAAGAGCCACUCGUUCCUCCUGCUAGUAAACCGCUUCAAACUGCAGAAUAUUUCCCUCCAAAUUCGGUUUGGGACCAUGUUAGCUCUGGUGCGGUGCCGCUUGUCUACCCUGCGUCUGUCUCUGAUGCUGGUUUGGUUAGAAUAGCGUACGGAAAUGUAACUUCGGCUAUUGCUUCUCCUACCUGGUGUGUUCGUCCUGCUGUUCCGGUUCACCCCACUGUAAACCCCGCUGUUGGGCUUAAUUAUGGUUCAGGUUUUGCCAAUCGGUUCAUGGGAGCCAAUGCCGUUGAUCUUUUGGGUAGUGUGGUUGCGGCUUCCCAUGGAUAUCCUAUUAAUUUGGGAAAUUCGGUUUCUGGUAAUGGCUUUGAUAAUGCCCUUCCUGGCAGCAGCAGGGUGGUUGGAAAUGCUGUUCAUCAGAUAGGUGGUGCUGUUGUACCAGGCGGGAUUGGUUUUGGUUCCUCUCUCAGAACUGAUCAAGGCAGUAAUGAGGGCAUGAAUGACUCAGUAUCUGGGCAAAAAAUGAAGCUAUUGUGCAGCUAUGGUGGUAAGAUUUUGCCUAGACCCUGUGAUGGAAAAUUGAGGUAUGUUGGGGGGCAAACAAGGAUCAUUAGUGUUAGGAGAGGCACGAGCUUCAAUGAAUUGGCACAAAAGAUGACUGAUACGUAUGGGCAGCCUGUGGUUAUCAAGUAUCAGCUCCCUGAUGAGGAUCUUGAUGCAUUGGUUUCGGUUUCCUGCCCUGAGGAUCUUGAUAAUAUGAUGGAGGAGUAUGAAAAAUUGAUUGAAAGGUCUCCUGAUGGCUCUGCUAAAUUAAGGGUCUUUCUGUUUUCUGCUUCAGAACUUGAUCCUUCUGGUGUGGUGCAGUUUGUAGACUUACAGGAUAAUGGGCAAAAAUACGUUGAAGCUGUGAAUGGAAUAAUAGAUGGGAUUAGUGGUAAACUGACAAGGAAAGAGAGUAUUAAAAGUGCAGCUUCCACCCAGAAUUCUGAUUUGAGUGUGAUAGAAGCUCUUGAUGGCUCGAUUGCUGGUCAAGCCGAUGUCAGUCAAGUGCCUUCAUCUGGCAUGCCUGCGGGAAAUGGAGCUGCUUCUCAGGAUGCUACUUCAAACAUGAAGGUUCCUGAAAGCAUUGCAUCAGUUUACUCAGAUGCUUUUGUGAUUCCAUUGGACACUUCUGCAACUAAUUCUGGUCCAAUGCACAAUCCACCUUUUCAUAAUGAGGUCGAAUUAGAAAAGUCUGUGCCUGUUACUUUAUGCCAGGAGGAAUUUGGGUUGCAGCAUCCUGUUAAGGAAGCUCCACCACCUGCACCUAAUUUGCAAGCUUCGGACAUUACUGUAACUAACUCUGGUCCAAAUCACCGACCACCUUUCCAUAAUGAGUUGCAGUUUGAAAAGUCUGUGCCUGUUACUUUAUCCCAGCAGCAUAUUGGGUUGCAGCAACCUGGAAUGGAAAAUCCUCUGCCUGCACUUUAUAUGCACCCUCUGAUUGAUCCUUUCCCAGAAGUUAUGAACAAUGCAGAUUUUGUUCAGCUGCCUCGUCAGAUGGGGUUCUCAAAUCCUGAGCUUUUCAGCAAGGCUGGGUCCAUAUACUCCCAGCAUCAAUUACAUGAAAAUACUCAUGGUCUUGUGACCCAUCAAGUAGUCCCUGCUGUGCAAAUGACAAUGGCUCAAUCAUCUUCUCAUGCAGGUGUACAAUCAAAUGCUAUUCAACCACAACUAGGUCAAGUCCCUUCUGUCAUAGUUGGAGGUAGUUACAGCUGGGUUCAGGCUCCUCCACCAGAGCAUGUUGUUUUCCCUAAUGUAUUAUUACCCCAACAAACAUUAGUGAAUCCCGAAAAAACCCAAAGAUCAGAGGAUUGUUAUAUGUGUCAGAAAAAGCUACCCCAUGCACAUUCAGAUCCAGUGGUUCAGGAUCAACAUAAUAUUUGUGCAGGUCUGGCUCCUGAUUCAAACCCAAGUUACCAUAGUCUCCCUAUGAAUGACAAUUCAAAAGCGCAGGCAACAAAUAAAGUUGUAGUAACUACAGCAACACCAGAAGGCAUGGUUGAGCAAGUAGUUGGGACCAGACCCAUGAUUGUUGGCAAGUCUGAGCUUGGAGCAAUGCAUUAUAAAGAAGCAACUGUGCUGUCCUGUAAUCUUGGGUCAGAGCCUGAAGGUGAGAGGCAUUUCUCACAGAAGCCAGACAAUUUGGAUCACCAGAAUACAAUUGUCAAGGGAACAAUUGUAGGAGCUGGUGAAAAACAGUUACUAAAUGCUGGUCGCACAGGAACAGCACCACUGCCUUAUCUAGAUGAUGUUGUCUGCCAACAUGUGAUUCCAGUAGAAAACUGGGCUAAAGAAGAUGUAAUUGUUAAUAAACCUAUUACUGCUGAUAUGCCUUUAGUUGGUUGCGCAUCUGUUGAAACUUCUCAGUGUACAGUUCAAGAAUCUGCAAAAGGUUAUACCAAUGAACUCACUAGCAUUGUUUCAAAAGCAGAUAUUGUGGAGAAUUGGAUUGCAAAGGACCAUCUCAAACCUGUUGAUUUAAGGGUGGAACCCCUCAAGAUAAUCAAUCCUGAAAGUUAUGCAGACAAACCUGAAGUUCAUGCAAGUUAUGAUAAAGUAGAUCACAGUACUCAGUGUUCUGUAGAGAAGAAAGGGGCUUUGGAUAACAACCUUAGUAGAUCAAAGUUGGAUGUCGACGCAAAUCAAAUUAAUACGAUGGAUGUACUUCCUAGUUUUAUUAUGGAAGUUCCGUACGGUAAUAAUUCCAGGCCAGCAGAUUAUAAUGAGGUUGCCCAACCCCAUGUUCCGGGCAUUCCUAAUUCAAAUCCUCAAUCGAAAGAAGGUAAUCACAAGGGUGAUGUAUUCUCAUCUUCGACUUCACCAUCUGUCAGGUUUGGAGAUGCACAGGAUUCUUCAAACUCACUUUUUAGCAAUCAGGAUCCAUGGAAUAUACACGGCUCGUACUUUCCACCACCUAGACCUAAAAAAAUUGCAUUAGAGAAAGAACAUUAUUCUUAUAAGGACCAGUUUGGUGAGAAUCCAGGCAACAGUGCUGAACAGAAUGUAGCAGCUCCAUUGGAUAAUGGCCUGGCAUUCAAACAGAAUUUAGCUUUGGAAGAUGCUCGAUCUGCCAAGGGAUCAUCCCAGGACCAACAGCUUCAAGCAGUUGCUGAAGGCGUAGCUGCUUCUGUUCUGCACUCGAGCAUUCCUUCAAAUCCUGAAUUGCAUGCCAGAGAUGUUUCCUUUCGUGGAGAGACAGAAGAUGGAUAUGUUCAAAAUAGUGAAAUAGAUGUACAGUGUAAAAGUACAGCACAGGAUGUAGAGAGCAAGCUUCCAGAGAAGGCAAAUUUUGGUUUUCCAAUUACAGAUCUUGGAGCAUUGCAGGUUAUAAAGAAUUGUGACCUUGAAGAGCUGGUAGAAUUGGGCUCUGGGACCUUUGGUACUGUAUAUCAUGGAAAAUGGAGGGGCACGGAUGUUGCAAUAAAGCGGAUUAAUGAUCGGUGUUUCGCUGGNAAGCAGAGAGCUGACUUUUGGAAUGAAGCAAUCAAGCUAGCUGACUUGCACCAUCCAAAUGUGGUAGCUUUUUAUGGUGUUGUGCUUGAUGGUCCAGGAGGUUCUGUUGCUACAGUAACUGAGUAUAUGGUUAAUGGCUCUCUUAGAAAUGCCUUGCAGAAGAAUGAGAGGAAUCUUGACAAGCGCAAGCGUCUUUUGAUUGCUAUGGACGUAGCUUUUGGUAUGGAAUACCUACACGGGAAAAACAUAGUACACUUCGACUUGAAAAGUGACAACUUACUUGUGAAUCUGCGAGAUCCACACCGCCCAAUAUGCAAGGUAAUGGUUAGUGCGGUUGGUGACCUUGGUCUAUCAAAAGUGAAAUGUCAGACCCUGAUAUCUGGGGGUGUGAGAGGAACUCUACCCUGGAUGGCCCCAGAACUCUUGAAUGGAAGUAGCAGCCUUGUCUCAGAGAAGGUUGAUGUGUUUUCAUUUGGUAUUGUCCUGUGGGAACUUCUCACUGGAGAAGAGCCAUAUGCUGACUUGCACUAUGGAGCUAUCAUAGGGGGUAUUGUGAGCAACACUUUAAGGCCUCCAGUUCCAGAAACCUGUGAUCCGGAAUGGCGAUUACUGAUGGAGCGGUGCUGGUCAUCUGAGACAUCAGAAAGACCAACCUUCACUGAGGUCGCCAAUGAAUUACGCCAGAUGGCAGCCAAGGUCUCCCCCAAAGGACAAAAUCAAUAGCAACAACCUGGUUCAUACCAGAGCCAAAUGCAGAAAUGAUUUCUUACAAUAGCAGCAUGUUGAAAUCCAGAUUUGCAUCUGAUUUUCAGAUCAGUCCAUUGUGUAAUAUGUACAAGGUUUGUUAGCACUUAGUGUCAAAUAGUACUUAGUGUAAGGCCUUUUAGCAGUACAGUACAGCACACUUAAACCUCAAUGAGCUUUUUGUAAUGUGCCGUUCUUCAGUCAAAAAAGAAAAGCGAAAGAAAAAAUAUUUUGAAUUUUUUAUUUUUUAAUCUUUUUACAGUUCUUGGAAAAAAUGAUGGUGACAAAGAAUAUAGUAGUUUGAAUGAUAUAUGUUUUC
This is a messenger RNA of Arachis ipaensis, 4871 nucleotides long. Lineage: Eukaryota; Viridiplantae; Streptophyta; Magnoliopsida; Fabales; Fabaceae. The record is from RefSeq and is a predicted model, not a curated record.